AACUGGUCCUCUGUUGACAAAAAGAUAAGAACAUGUCCACUGAAUGUCAUACUGAAUAGGGCAGUGUGCAAAACUCCAUGAGGUGCAUAUGAGUGCGUACAGGCUGCAGCAACUAAAGGGUCAUAUUUUGCCUGAAAAUAAGAACACAGCAAUGGCAGGCUCACCUAGUCCUCUGACCACCCAUGUGCUGAACACUGGAAUGGGCGUCCCUGGAUCAAACAUGGCCCUCAGCCUCUAUCAACAAGACCCCUCCACAAGUGCCUGGAAACUGAUAACCACUGGGACCACUAAUGAUGAUGGCCGUUGCCCAGGACUCAUCACAAAACAACAGUUUACAUCUGGUGUGUACAAAAUGCAUUUUGAGACAGCUAAGUACUGGGAAAGUAUGGGAGAGACCUGCUUUUAUCCCUAUGUUGAGAUUGUCUUCACUAUAAAUGACCCUGGCCAAAAGUACCACGUCCCUCUGCUCCUGAGUCGUUUCUCUUACAGCACAUACAGAGGGAGCUAGAGAUCAAAUGUGAUGAAAUCCUGAGGCUACCUCCAUCUAUCAGCUGUCUCAUAUACCAGAAGCAGAGGCAGCUCCACCAGACACAUUCAUCUCAGCACCAGCAGAACUGUCAUACAUAUGGUUCAGAUAAAAUACUCCAUUUCAGUGAUUAAUCCAUUUGAAUAAUUUUGUUGCAUUCAAUCCAACUUUUUUGCAAUUAAAUAAACCAUAUUAAACAAACAUGCAUGUGAAUCCAUCUGCUUAGAUAUUUCUAAACAAAUAUUACUGACUAA
This is a messenger RNA of Toxotes jaculatrix (banded archerfish), 780 nucleotides long. RefSeq names its product 5-hydroxyisourate hydrolase-like. Gene Ontology annotation, molecular function: hydroxyisourate hydrolase activity. Lineage: Eukaryota; Metazoa; Chordata; Actinopteri; Toxotidae. Gene Ontology annotation, biological process: purine nucleobase metabolic process. The coding region runs from base 89 to 508 and encodes 139 amino acids. The transcript has 5 exons. The record is from RefSeq and is a predicted model, not a curated record.